UUUUUGGCAUCCACUUCUCACUAGCAUUGUGCCCUUGAAGAGCUGCUGAGGCUGUAGAAAUUCCUUUGCUGACAAACGUAUUGUUAUCUUUCAGGAGCCUGUUUGGUUUGGUUUGGUUUUUAAAUUUUCUUGGGAAGAAAAUGGCUUUCUUAAUGAAAAGCAUGUUGAGCAACCAGGUCAAGAAUUUAGGACUUGGUGGUGGAGGUGAGGAAAGCAAAGAAGAAAGUGGUCCUUCCGACCCAGCUGCAGCAGCAGGAAUGACUAGAGAGGAAUAUGAGGAAUAUCAAAAGCAAAUUGUUGAGGAGAAGAUGGAGAGAGAUGCAGCAUUUGCACAAAAAAAGGCAGAGAGAGCCUGUCUGAGGGUUCAUCUAAGAGAAAAGUACAGGCUGCCUAAGAGUGAAAUGGAUGAGAACCAGAUACAAAUGGCUGGUGAUGAUGUGGAUUUACCAGAAGACCUUCAGAAAAUGGUGGCAGAAGAUCAAGUAGAAGAAGAAGACAAGGAGUCUAUCCUUGGACAGUUACAGAACAUUCAGAAUAUGGAUAUAGACACUAUUAAAGAAAAAGCUCAAGCCACUUUCACUGAAAUAAAGCAAGCAGCUGAACAGAAAUGUUGUGUCAUGUAAACGAGAAACCAGGGCUUGAGAGUUUUUUGCAAACCAUAUGAAUUUAAUACUGUAUCAUGGGAGUUGCUGCACGGUACAAGCAAAAUUGAUGGAAUGCCAUAUAGUUCCAAAGCAGUAUGUGUACAUAUGAGAGAGCGAGAGAGAGAGACUUCUAAACCUCCAGAUUUAAAUCAAUGUAGGAGAUGUACCUGCUUAAAUCACACUAACCUAGAGCUGGUCAGCAUUUUUCAAACAAA
Molecule: messenger RNA, 859 nt
Organism: Chelonia mydas (Green sea turtle)
Lineage: Eukaryota; Metazoa; Chordata; Testudines; Cheloniidae
Gene: CPLX4
Product: complexin 4
Exons: 3
Coding region: 141-623 (160 amino acids)
Biological process (GO): neurotransmitter transport; regulation of neurotransmitter secretion; synaptic vesicle exocytosis
Cellular component (GO): terminal bouton; SNARE complex
Molecular function (GO): syntaxin binding
Source: RefSeq, a predicted model, not a curated record